Molecule: messenger RNA, 3386 nt
Organism: Aspergillus ochraceoroseus IBT 24754
Lineage: Eukaryota; Fungi; Ascomycota; Eurotiomycetes; Eurotiales; Aspergillaceae
Gene: treA
Product: alpha,alpha-trehalase treA
Exons: 3
Coding region: 1-3132 (1043 amino acids)
Biological process (GO): trehalose catabolic process
Cellular component (GO): fungal-type cell wall
Molecular function (GO): alpha,alpha-trehalase activity; carbohydrate binding
Source: RefSeq, a predicted model, not a curated record
AUGAGACGGCAUGGUGGCGGCCAUGGCAUUGAAAAGACCCUCGUGGGUUCUAAUAACACUUAUCAGACUGUGUUUCCCGGAGUCUCCUGGGAUGAUGAUCAUUGGUUGCUCACAACUACCACCCCUGAUCCUGGUCAUUAUCAGUCGCGUGGCUCUGUCGCCAAUGGGUAUAUUGGCAUAAGCGUUUCCAGUAUUGGACCUUUCUUUGAACUUGAUAUGCCUGUGGAUGGUGAUGUGAUAAGUGGGUGGCCAUUAUUUUCCCGACGACAAUCAUUUGCUACUAUUGCUGGAUUUUACGACUAUCAGCCUACAACGAAUGGGUCUAAUUUUCCCUGGAUAAAUCAAUAUGGAGGCGAAAGCGUUAUCAGUGGAGUUCCUCACUGGAGCGGCCUCAUCAUCGACCUGGGUGACGAAACGUAUCUUGACUCAACUGUGGACAACCAAACUAUCACAGGCUUUUCUUCCACCUAUGAUUUCAAAGCAGGAAUGUUGUCGUGGUCUUAUACAUGGACUCCUGCAGCGGGGGAUAAGGGCUCCUACAAAAUCACAUACCGAAUUUUUGCAAAUAAGUUGAAUGUUAACCAGGCGGUUGUCGACAUGGAGAUUAUCCCUUCUAUAGACUCGGAGGCGAUAAUUGUCAAUGUGUUAGACGGCUACGCCGCAGUCCGUACGGAUUUCGUGUCAUCUGGGCAGGACGACGGUGCCAUUUAUUCGGCAGUACGUCCUUGGGGAAUUGAGAACGUUACUGCGUACAUAUAUGCAAACAUCACUGGUUCGGAUGCGGUCCAUUUGUCUUCUCGCAGGAUUGUGACCGGUAAGGCUUAUGUGAAUAUAAAUGAGUCAUCAAUUGCACAGGCUGUAGACGUGAAGUUCUCUGCCAGUGAGAAAGUUCGAAUCACCAAAUUUGUUGGUGCUGCCUCGACGGAUGCAUUUUCCGACCCGCAGCAGACAGCUAAACAGGCAGUAUCACAAGCCUUGACGGCUGGGUAUCUUCGAUGUCUACAAUCGCAUGUUGCGGAGUGGGCCUCCAUCAUGCCUGAUAAUUCUGUUGAUCGUUUCGUGAACCCAUCCACGGGAAAGCUGCCAGAUGAUCAAAAUAUCAUUAGUUCGGCUAUCAUCUCGGUUACAAACCCAUAUUAUCUGUUGCAGAAUACAGUCGGAAAAAAGGCUAUUCGUGAGGCUUCUGACGCACCCCUUAACGUUGAUAGUCUCUCGGUGGGGGGGCUCGUAUCCGACUCGUAUGCUGGUUUGGUAUUCUGGGAUGCUGAUGUCUGGAUGCAGCCAGGACUGGUUGCAUCCCACCCUGAGGCUGCCCAGAGAGUUACGAAUUAUCGUACUGAGAAAUACGCCCAAGCAAAGGCAAACGCAAAGACCACAUUCGCAGGGUCAAAGAAUAAGACAUACGUGGAGCCUUCUGCAGCUGUUUAUCCUUGGACGAGUGGCCGGGUUGGAAAUUGCACAGGGACUGGUCCUUGUUGGGACUACCAGUACCAUCUUAAUGGUGAUAUUGGGCUGUCGUUGAUCUACCAGUGGGUGACUAGCGGCGACACUGAUACUUUCCGUGAAAAGCACUUCCCCAUCUAUGAUUCUGUGGCCACGCUCUACUCCAACCUUGUAGAGCCCAACGGAACCUCAUGGACCCUGACAAAUAUGACAGAUCCUGACGAAUAUGCAAACCAUGUUGAUGCUGGUGGCUUUACAAUGCCGAUGAUCUCCGAGACGCUCGAGUACGCUAAUGCUUUCCGUCAGCAGUUCGGCUUUGAGAUGAACGAGACAUGGUCGGAAAUUGCGGACAACGUUUUGAUUCUUCGAGAGAAUGGGGUUACGCUGGAAUAUACGACAAUGAACGGGACUGCCGUAGUGAAGCAGGCUGAUGUUGUGCUUGCCACUUAUCCUCUGGUGUAUGAUAACUAUACUUCUCAGAGCUCUCUAACUGACUUGGAUUAUUAUGCCAAUAAACAGUCUGCAGAUGGUCCCGCAAUGACCUGGGCGAUCUUCUCCAUUGUGGCAGGAGCUGUGUCUCCUUCCGGAUGCUCGGCAUACACCUACCAGCAGUAUUCGUUUGCGCCAUAUGCACGCGCACCCUUUUUCCAGCUCUCAGAGCAGAUGAUCGAUGACGCCAGCAUCAACGGUGGCACUCACCCAGCCUAUCCCUUCUUGACGGGCCAUGGCGGCGCCAACCAGGUCGUGCUCUUCGGCUAUCUAGGUCUCCGACUCCUCCCUGACGAGGCGAUCCAUAUUGAACCCAAUCUUCCACCACAGAUCCCGCAUAUCACGUAUCGGAUCUUUUACUGGCGGGGAUGGCCGAUCUCGGCUAGGUCAAACUACACCCACACAGUCAUCCAACGAGCGGCGCAUGCUCCCCCCUUAGAUACAGCCGAUCAUCGUUUUGCCAAUGCUUCUAUUCCGGUAUACGUUGGCCCCGAGUCCAACGCAACCGUAUAUACCCUCCCCAUCAGACGUCCUCUUACCGUUCAAAACCGCCAAAUUGGAACGAUCAACAGCAUCCCGGGCAAUCUAGUCCAAUGUACCCCUGUUUUCUCGCCCGAUGAUUUUGAACCAGGCCAAUUCCCCCUCUCUAUUGUUGACGGCGCAACUUCCACCCGGUGGCAGCCGAAAUCGGCUAAUCCGAGCUCUGUCACUGUACAACUUAGCGCAGCUAGCCGGCAUCUGCAGACGAUGGCGUCCGGGUUCCACUUUGAGUGGGCGCAGGCGCCGCCCGUCAACGCCACUGUGAUUUUCCACGACCAGCCGCUGCAGAACCCGGCUCUUGCGCUGACUGCCACGCCUCCCGGCGCUAGGAUCGUGGCAUCCCUGACGAAUAUCAAGCAAUCUCUGCCGUAUUCUGAGCAGACCGUGGACUCGAAUCAAGUUUCUCUUCCCGUGGGAAACACGACCACCAUUCAGUUGGAUGUCCCUGUCCCUGUUUCCCGGUACGCGACCUUGUUGAUCUCAGGGAACCAGGCGCUCUCCGGGGCGCAUGAUGAUACCGGUGCAACAGUGGCUGAAUGGGCAAUUCUUGGGCCUGGUUCCCAAGUCGAUCAGACCAAGUCGACAAGGACAAUGAGUUCUCGGGAUACGGCUACUUUGAAGAGACUGAAUAGAGGUGGAGGUGCUAUGAUAAACUACUAGGGAACAAUAAGGACAGGAACACCAAGGAACCGAAUAGCGAAUGGAAUUAGAUUUUAUUUGAGCAAGUUCCCUCGGGGGUGUGACUGUAAAAAUAGAAACCAUCAACUGCACAGAAAACGUGACGUGAUGGGAUAAAAAUCUGGACCUAGUGCUUUAUUAGAGAAUUGAGAAUGGAAUUCCAGCAUCGGGCGAAGAAAGCCAGAAGACUAUCUGCUAUACCGGCUGGCAACGCCAUGAAUGAAGGAAUGAAUGGG